AUGCUCUCCAUUAUGCGCAAUAAGGUCUUCAUGUUUGUCGGCGACUCGUUCGUUAACAAUCUCGAAAUCUCAAUGCGCUGCCUGCUAGAGACAAAAGCGGUUACCAAGAACUUUUGGGGCAAAUUUGGACGCACGGGGAUCCGAACCCGCGGCUUCAUUAUCCCCCAGUACAACAUCUCCUUCCUCCACGUGCCCUCCAACUUCCUUGUCCGCUCCAGCCCUGUGGGUGCAGCCUCCAGUGCAGGCGCGUGGAAGGUGCAUCUGGACCGGCCUGAUCUGAGCUGGUUCAAGCUGCUGCCCCACACCCACUACGUCAUCUUCAGUGCCGGUCACUGGUUCAUAAAUGCACCUUCAAACCUCCGCCUGUACUACCGCAAAAACAAGCUGCUCCCCCCGUUCCCACGCCCCUACGCUCCCCUCUAUGACGCUCACUUAACCGUUCGAAAAUUCCUAGUUGAUAGCCAGUACUCGGGGCUUGCCAUGGUGAUGACCUUCUCGGCUUAUCACUAUAACAAUGCGUUUUCUAGCGGGGAUGCAGCCAAGAGCUGCAUGGACAUGCGGGGGCAGGUGAUGAACGCCACGAGGAUGAUGUGGGCGGAGAGGAACACAGAGACAUUGCAAGCAAGAGAUGCUCAAGUGAAGGCAUUCAGCUCCUAUCCUCAAUUCAAGAUAGUGGACAUUGCAAGGUCCUCCCUUGCCCGCCCAGACGCCCAUCUGGGCCAGUUCACAGGCAAUAAUCGCCCUGACUGCUCGCAUUGGUGCGUGCCGGGUGUACCGGAUUCAUGGUCUGGUAUAGUGUACUCUUAUAUGGCUGGUGUUUUGAAGUGA
Molecule: messenger RNA, 828 nt
Organism: Closterium sp. Yama58-4
Lineage: Eukaryota; Viridiplantae; Streptophyta; Zygnematophyceae; Desmidiales; Closteriaceae
Source: the annotation of a GenBank genome assembly